GUGUACUCGUCAUCAUCCGAUCCGCUGUGCUCGUGGUCAGCUGAUUUACAAAACUUUAACUGCAAUUUGAAGAUUACAAGGUAUAAACAGAAUCCUAAGAAAGCAAUAUCAUAAUGGCUGUCCGCGAUCAUGAAGUGUCAUCGUUCCUGAAUCAAACAAGAGCUCUGCACAAGAGGAACAGAUUACAGAAAAAGCAGUGUGUGAUAUACCAUCAGACCAAGAGUUUUAAAUUCAAAAGGCAGAAUCUCAUGUGGAACAAUCUGUACUUAUUGGUGCCAAAAUAAGAAGCACAAUUAAGCCUUGUGGAAGUGUGAAGGGAUAUAUAUGUGCUUUAUCAGAGGAGAGUUCAGAAAGUGAUUUUGAUGAGACAACAUUAGAUGAUUUGACAGUUCAGUCAGGUGAAGGUGCUAGUCGUCUCGAGAAUUCACAGGACAACAGGAAUGCGGAAGUGUUAUCAUCUGCCGAGGACAACUUCGUCAUUGAUAUGAAGAAAAUUGACCGUUAUCAGCGUUCAUUUGUUCAGGAUUAUGCAGAAAAGGAGAAUGAUCAGUUCCAUAUUCUGGAUACUAGUGAAAAUGACCAGUUCCAUGUACUGGAUACUAGUGAAAAUGACCAGUUCCAUGAACUUGAUACUAGUGAAAAUGACCAGUUACAUGUACUGGAUACUAGUGAAAAUGCCCAGUUCCAUGUACUUGAUACUAGUGAAAAUGACCAGUGCAAUGUACUGGAUACUAGUGAAAAUGAACAGUUCCAUGUACUUGAUACUAGUGAAAAUGACCAGUGCAAUGUACUGGAUACUAGUGAAAAUGAACAGUUCCAUGUACUUGAUACUAGUGAAAAUGACCAGUUCCAUGAACUUGAUACUAGUGAAAAUGACCAGUUCAAUGUACUUGAUACUAGUGAAAAUGACCAGUUCAAUGUACUUGAUACUAGUGAAAAUGACAAGUUCCAUGUACUGGAUACUAGUGAGAAUGACCAGUCCAAUGUUCUGGAUACUAGUGAGAGUGACCAGUCCAAUGUUCUGGAUACUAGUGAGAAUGACCAGUCCUAUGUACAAAAUUCUUGUAAACCAAAACAUCAGAUAGUUCCUGUACUAUAUGUCUUGAGACACAGGAAGGAAGACCUUAUUAUUGUAAACGAAUCUCCAAAAGAUAUUGUAUCUGGGAUGGUCUACAUGUACAUGCUGUGUGCUCUCCUCUGCCCUAAUGAAGUGUAUGGCCUAUUUGCUUGGAAGGCAUGCAUGAAGCCUGUCUGCCAUUCACUUGUUGUGAAGGACUUGGAUAUUAUAAGAAAAGUUUGUUUCUACAAGUCUGAUCAGCAAAAGUACGGAAACAAAAUUCCUGGAAGUUUAUCUACGCAGCUGUACAAUCAAGUAGUCCAAGUGUAUGCUGUAGUUAAUAAUAACUACAUGUAUGGUAAUGGAGUUCUCACACAGACUAAUACUGAUGUGUUGGCUGUCUCAGACCACGAGUCGCCUCUCCAGUUAUUUAAUCCACAACAACACCAACAUAAUCCUGCUGCAGUGGAAAUCCUUGACGGUCCAAUACAGCAUCCACAACAGAAUGAUGCUGGUGUGCUGGCUAUCGCAGACCAUGAGUUGCCACUCCAAUUUUACAAUCAGUAUCAACACCAAAAUAAUCCUGCAGUGGAAGACCUUGAAGGUCCAAUACAGCAUCCAGCACAGAACUGUGCUGGUGUGCUGGCUAUCGCAGACCAUGAGCCAAUUGCAAAUCCUCAUAAUCAACAACAGCAACAAAAUGAUCAUUGGGCAGCUGUUCUUCAUGCUGGUCACAUUCAGCAGCUUGCACUGGGGAUUGCUGUUGUGGUAGAAACAAUAAUGCAGAUGUUCUUUAUUUACCAGGUAGUUAUGGCAACACUACUACAGAUCCCUUUCCUGUAGCCUGUAUAUAUUGCAUUAUUGAUUUGUUGGGCCCUUUUCUGAUACACUGGUUUAUAAUAGAUUUUGUUUGAAAUUCUGCUACUUAGUACACCUCAUACGAGUUUGUGUUUCAGUGGUCCGCAGUUAAGGUCGCCAUUACUAUUUAUAGGAUGUUUUGUCAGUGUCCCGUGGUCCACAGUUAUGGUCGCCAUUACUAUUUAUAGGAUGUUUUUGUCAGUGUCACUACACUAGAGGCUUCAUUCCUGCUUGGAAUUUGAUCAGAUCUUCUUAUAUUACCUGAUUACCUCUUCGUCGACACUGUUGUUAGCUUGAAGUAGCUGAGUAGCAUCUUGGUUCGGUAACAUACUGUUAAUGGCCAUGCAUGAGCUCAAGAAAACCUUGAACAAAGGUCACCAUCAGUAUUUAUAGAAAAUGUUUUGUUUCGAAUUCAAGAUUUUUGAUGUUUUCAUCCUUAUGACAUGAAAAUGUAGUCUCCUACUUUGCUUCAUGAAUUUAUAUGUGAUAUUGUUUAUUGUAUAUAUAUCUUUUAAUAGCAAAUUGUAUUAAUGAUUUCUGAGUGAACGUAUAUGGUAUCCACUAAUGCCAAUUAAUGCAGAAGUUGAAUGUGGUAACAAUGCCAGACAAAAAUCAUGAUUUUUCAAAGUCAUCAGAAUGUACUAAAUUAGGACAUUUAAUGAAGUUACAAAUUGGAAACCAGACUUGAAUUUGAAAUGAAAUGAGAUUCAUUAGUUAGGUAUGAAUAAAAAAUAAUUAAUUUGUUUAGAAUACAAACAGUGAAAAACAGUAAUUGAAAACUUUUUUUGUAAGUUAUUUUACAUCGAAGAUACCAAAGAAACAAUACAAGAAAUUUUCCCCACUUCGUGUAUUGUUGUUCGGUGUGGAGCGGAUGUUCUCUUUACCUAAUACAGAAAUUAUCAAAAGCACAGAAACAAGCUGCAAUAUUGCUUUUCGAUGCUCCUUUUGACACCCCAUAUGGGGAAAUGUUUUCUGUAUUAAGAUGGAUACCAAUUAGCGAUUAUUUGAAAUUUAAGAGGUGUUAUGGUGUAUAAAUGUGUCAAUAAUCUUGUACCUGAACACCUAAUCUACACAGUUCAUUUUUUCUAAUGACACCUGUACAAGAUCAGCUUCCCAAAACUUUAUACAAGUACCAAAACAUCGUACUUCUUUUUAUUCAAAACAGUUGGUGGUGGAAGGGAGCCAAAUUUGGAACAGCUUACCAGUAGAAACACGACUUUCUUCCUCCCUUCCUAAAUUUAAACAAAACAUGAUUGAAAGCAUUAGGAAUACAGUUGGAGUCUUUUUUGGUAUUUUUAUCAAAGAAACCUCUUUAUAGCUUUUUGAUGUUUUUUGUUACGCCAUUUUAGCGUGUAUGGUGUCAAUUUUUAGUUUUUGCUACAUUAGCAUAUUAUGUAUGUAAUUUAGACAUUUAGUCUUUUACUGAAUACCAUAUUGGUUCAGCUUAGAAUAGUGUAUCUUUGCUUCUGUGAUAAUUUAAUGAAAAGUGUAAAUGACCCUUUAAUUGUAUAUAUAUUCAGUCUAAUUAUAGUAAUUUAAUAAGCUCAACUACUUUUAUGCCUAUGCUUACUGUGAUAAUAAUUUGAAUGCUCAUUUGUUUUCUAUUAUAUCAUGAUUUUAACUAACCCUUUUACUAACAGAGGUGAUUUUAACUAACCCUUUUACUAACAGAUGACCCUGUGGAAGAUUAACUUUGCUAAACAGUUUUUUUUUAUCCUCAAUGAAUAAAGUUUAUUAUUAUCAUUAUUAUUAUUACCAUAGUGUUAUAGUGUAAAGUAACUGCUACAG
Messenger RNA from Mizuhopecten yessoensis (Yesso scallop), 3703 nucleotides. RefSeq lists its product as uncharacterized. Lineage: Eukaryota; Metazoa; Mollusca; Bivalvia; Pectinida; Pectinidae. The record is from RefSeq and is a predicted model, not a curated record. The transcript is spliced from 2 exons. Bases 485 to 1900 code for a protein of 471 amino acids.